UCUUCGUUAGAGUCUCUCCGCUUCGAGAUAGAAAUGUCGUAAGGUUGGAGAGGCAAACUCUGAGUUUGCGACCUUAGGUCUCACUUUCCGGCCAGUACAGAGAUCCCUGAAGGCUGGUUGGGUUGGUGAGGCCUGAGGAAUAGCUUCUGGGAUUUCUGAGAAGCCCUGCUCAAUACAACAUGGACCCUGUAGUCUUGAGUUAUAUGGACAGUCUACUUCGACAGUCAGAUGUCUCACUAUUGGACCCUCCAAGCUGGCUCAAUGACCAUAUUAUUGGGUUUGCCUUCGAAUACUUUGCCAAUAGUCAGUUUCAUGAUUGCUCGGACCAUGUCUGCUUCAUCAGCCCCGAAGUCACCCAGUUCAUUAAGUGCACCAGCAGCCCUGCAGAAAUUGCCAUGUUCCUUGAACCCCUGGAUCUUCUGCACAAGAGAGUUGUAUUUUUAGCCAUCAAUGAUAAUUCCAACCAGGCAGCUGGGGGCACCCACUGGAGUUUGUUGGUUUAUCUCCAAGAUGAAAAUAGCUUCUUUCAUUAUGAUUCCCAUAGCAGAAGCAACUCAAUCCAUGCAAAGCAGGUAGCAGAGAAACUGAAAGCCUUCUUAGGGAGUAAAGGAGACAAACUGGUCUUUGUGGAAGAGAAAGCCCCAGCUCAACAAAACAGCUAUGACUGUGGGAUGUACGUGAUAUGUAACACUGAGGCCUUGUGUCAGAACUUCUUUAGACAACAGCCAGAAUCCCCACUGCAGCUACUCACCCCGACAUACAUCACAAAGAAGAGGGGAGAAUGGAAAGAUCUAAUCGCCAGGCUUGCUAAAAAAAAGAAGUAGCUACUGAAGAAUGCCUAUGAUGUUUGAAGUCUCCUCUUUCUGCCCUUCCCUAUGGUGACAGCCUCAGUGCCUGAGGGAAAAACCACCAGAUGAAACUUUACUAUUCCUACUUCUUUGUUUUCUUGAAAAAAAUGUCAUCCUCUGCAUUAUCUGAAUGGGAAGUUUCACUUUAACCCUGAGGGGAGCAGUGCAUUCUGUGAAAACUUCUUAAACUUAAGUACCAGAACCUUAGAGAGAGAGAGAGAGAGAGAAGAAAACUUCAUUACACAGUUUCAAAUAAGAGUCUUCUUUUCUUGUUACUUUCCCUUUGGUCCCACCCCCACAUUGGCUUAUUCUAAAGGAAAAGCAGUGUUCCAAAGCAAACCUAUGACGUACGGAAUCAGAAGACAACAGAAGCAAAAUCUUGUUGCACACCCAUAGUGAGAAGUGUCUCACUAGAAGUGGAUCAUGACCUAACUCCAUUUAGGGCCUUCAUAUUAUAAAAAUAAGGCAUUCUCUGAUGCAAAGGCUUUCCCAUCUGCAAAUAUUUAAUAAAAAUGACUUUAGCCCA
Messenger RNA from Peromyscus eremicus (cactus mouse), 1374 nucleotides. RefSeq names its product SUMO peptidase family member, NEDD8 specific (gene Senp8). The coding region runs from base 180 to 824 and encodes 214 amino acids. The transcript is spliced from 2 exons. The record is from RefSeq and is a predicted model, not a curated record. Gene Ontology annotation, molecular function: deNEDDylase activity; cysteine-type peptidase activity. Gene Ontology annotation, biological process: proteolysis. Lineage: Eukaryota; Metazoa; Chordata; Mammalia; Rodentia; Cricetidae.